AUGGUGUGAGUUGUGUGAGUGGAAAUGCCUUGUUGAUACUGUUGAUAGAGGUCAGAGGAAAAUAAGGAUAUCAAAUAGAUAACUGAUUAAAUAACUGUACAGGUGUUCCUAAUAAAGUAGGCGGUGAGUGUAUGCAUGUUCUCUUGAGGAAAUGCCAUCAUGUAGUGCCAGUCAUGUGACUCUGAGAUUAUUAUUAUUAUUAUUAUUAUUAUUAUUAUGAGUCAACAAUGACAUUUUUCAGUUCAUUUGACACAAUAAAUUGUUAUUCUUAUAUUUGAAACGAAUGCAUCAAUGGCACAACUUCCUUCUCAUUAUACAUAAGGACAUUUUAAUGUCAAUAGUCUUAAGGAUAAUAUAGCGUACACAUAUCAUUCACGCGCGACGGUAUUUUAAGGGAACUUGGAUUCAUGUAUCAGAGAUAGCAGUAAGCCAGAUGUACAGUUUCGCAUCGCAAACGAAAUGAGUCCGAUUAGUGUAAGGGAGUAAUGAGGCUGUUAACCCGGUAGCUUUGGGAAGGACUUGCACAAUAGCGCGUCUGUUCUGAGCCUCGUCUCGAGCCGACGUGUAGCCUGUGAUUAGUGCGGUUACGCGUGUACCUUCCCUCCCUCCCUCCCCAGCUUUCUCCCUCUCAUUCCCUCUCUCUCUCCCCCUCUCUCACUUACACAUCCUUCCUAGCUUUUCAGGGAGUAAAGUAAGAAGUGGAAGAGGGACUGGGAGAGAGAAAGUGUGAUUUGAAGUCUCUCUCUCUCUCUCUGCUCUCUCCGCUCCUCCUGACUCAAUGGGUCCGUAGCGUUAUAUUAAUUAUCAAGUUCCCUGUUACUAAUUUCAGUUUUAUGUAAAAGUUUACAAAAAAAAGUCUCACCAAAAACUUGGAAACUAUGGAUAUUCGGAUGAAACGAAGACCGUGGAUCCAAGACCCUAUAUCCCUCCUGCUAAGUGUUGUGUUCGUCCUGUGCCUAAUUCUCCGGGCACAAGCAGAUCCAGUUGAUGUUCUGCGGGUUCUCCAGGUUCCCUCCCUUCCUGAAGGUGUACAGAAGGUUCCAGGCUUUUGUCCCUCGCAGCAUGCUGGUACUCAUCAUGCCUACCGUAUCAGCAAGAAGGCCCAAAUCUCUGCUCCAACCAAGCAACUCUUCCCAGGUCGUUUCCCAGAGAACUUCUCCAUCAUGACCACAGUGAAGGCCAAGGCUGGGCUUCAAGCCUUCCUAUUGUCCAUCUACAGUGAACAGGGAGUGCAGCAACUGGGACUAGAGCUGGGCCGCUCGCCCGUCUUCCUGUAUGAGGACCAGAGCCGCAUGCCUACCCCAGAGAACUACCCAUUAUUCAAAGGCGUCAACCUGGCUGAUGGCAAGUGGCACCGCAUUGCCAUCUCUGUGCAGAAGAAAAAUGUUACUCUUCUCCUUGACUGCAAGAAGAAAAUGACGAGACCGCUUCCUAGAAGUAACAAACCAGUGGUGGACAACAAGGGCAUCACUGUUUUUGGUACUCGUCUGUUGGAUAACGAGGUUUUCCAGGGUGACAUCCAGCAGCUGUUGAUUGCCUCCAACCCUCAGGCAGCCUAUGACUUCUGUGAGCAUUACAGCCCCAACUGUGAUUCUCCUGUGCCCAGGAUUCAGGCCCAGGAUCCUAACACUUUUGUGCAUAAGACGCAUGUGGUGGGUGAAGAGGUAGAAGAGGUCAAAGAAGUUGGUGAGGUGAUGUCUCAAACAAAAGAUGAGGCCUUUGCUGAAGAGUCUGUGACAGGAGACUUUGGAAUGAAGGAAUAUGAAUAUUCCUACAAGGACUACAAUGAGCCUGUUCCCGAUGGAGAGACUGGUGGUGACAUGGGCCAUACCCUGGCUGCUGUCACACAUAUGGGAGGUGCUGCUGUGAGAGCCCAGAAGGGAGAGAAGGGCGCGCCUGCUGUCCUUGAAUCUGGCAUGUUGAUUGAGGGACCACCAGGACCAGAAGGACCGACAGGUCUCCCUGGCCCUUCAGGGUCUCCAGGACUGCCGGGCUCUGUGGGUGAUCCAGGUGAAAGGGGUCCAACUGGGAAAGCAGGUCUGCCCGGAGCUGAUGGUCGCCAAGGACCUCCUGGCUCAUCUAUCAUGCUUCCAUUCCGCCUUGGACAAAGUGGUGGAGACAAAGGUCCCAUUGUCUCAGCACAGGAGGCCCAAGCUCAUGCCAUUAUGUCUCAGGCUCGGUUAGCUUUGACGGGUCCACCCGGAGCAAUGGGUUUUACUGGCCGACCUGGACCCAUGGGUUCACCUGGCAGCGAUGGUCUGAAGGGAGAGAGUGGAGACCCUGGCCCACAGGGUCCCAGAGGUUCUCGGGGGGUAUCCGGUCCUCCUGGUAAACCUGGUAGAAGAGGUCGACCUGGUGCUGAUGGUGCACGUGGAAUGCCAGGAGCAUCUGGAAUUAAGGGAGAUCGUGGUUUUGAUGGGUUGCCUGGUCUGCCAGGAGACAAAGGUCAUCGGGGAAAUUCUGGAGGAAUGGGACCACAAGGACCCCAAGGAGAGGAUGGAGAGAGAGGAGAUGAUGGCGAUGUUGGGCCCAGAGGACUCCCAGGUGAACCAGGGCCUCGUGGGUUGUUGGGGCCUAAGGGUCCCUCAGGAAUCCCUGGACCUCCAGGUGUGCGUGGAAGCGAUGGACCUCAUGGGCCAAAAGGAAGCUUGGGACCUCAAGGAGAGCCAGGUCCUCCAGGCCAGCAGGGAGCUCCAGGAACACAGGGAAUGCCUGGUCCGCAAGGUGCUAAUGGUCCCGCAGGAGAGAAGGGACCUACAGGAAAGCCUGGUCUGCCAGGCAUGCCUGGAGCUGAUGGUCCCCCUGGUCACCCAGGAAAGGAAGGCCCAUGCGGAACAAAAGGAAAUCAGGGGCCUUCUGGUCCUCAGGGUGCUAUUGGCUAUCCUGGUCCUCGAGGAGUGAAGGGGAUUCAAGGUAUCCGUGGACUGAAGGGUCAUAAGGGAGAAAAGGGAGAUGACGGUUUUCCUGGAAUCAAGGGAGAUUUUGGUUCCAAAGGAGAAAGGGGAGAGGUAGGACUGCCAGGCCUCAGAGGGGAGGACGGGCCUGAGGGUCCAAAAGGGCGUGUUGGUCCCCCUGGGGAGAUUGGACAACUUGGCCCGGUUGGAGAGAAGGGUAAACUUGGCGUACCUGGUCUGCCUGGAUAUCCUGGAAGACAAGGACCUAAGGGCUCACUUGGUUUCCCAGGAUUCCCUGGUGCAAAUGGAGAGAAAGGUGCAAGGGGUCUAAUUGGAAAAUCUGGACCAAGAGGACUGAGAGGACCAACAGGGCCCAGAGGACAGAGAGGACCUCGUGGGUCUACUGGAAAACUGGGUGCUAAGGGUUCAUCCGGUAGCGACGGCCCUCCUGGACCCCCAGGCGAGAGGGGAUCACCUGGAACCCAAGGAGUAAAUGGAUUUCCAGGACCAAAGGGACCUCCUGGACCUCCAGGGAAAGACGGACUGCCUGGACACCCUGGACAGAGAGGAGAAGUUGGUUUCCAAGGCAAGGCUGGGCCUCCUGGGCCACCUGGAGUUGUUGGACCUCAGGGUCCUUCUGGAGAGACAGGCCCAUUGGGAGAGCGGGGCCACUCCGGACCCCCUGGACCACCAGGUGAGCUAGGCCUUCCUGGCCCUUCGGGUAAGGAAGGAACCAAAGGAGAUCCUGGUCCUCCUGGUGGCCCAGGAAAAGAUGGACCUCCUGGAUUGAGAGGCUUCCCUGGAGAGAGAGGACUCCCUGGAACACCAGGUGGUGCUGGACUGAAAGGAAGUGAAGGCCCAGCAGGACCUCCUGGACCAGCUGGAUCCCCAGGUGAGAGAGGCUUGGCAGGCACAGCUGGCCCCAUUGGCCCCCCUGGAAGACCUGGACCUCAGGGACCUCCUGGAGUUGCAGGAGAGAAAGGAGUGGCUGGAGAGAAAGGCCCAGUUGGCCCAGCUGGUCGUGAUGGCAUUCAAGGCCCAGUUGGGCUUCCAGGCCCUGCUGGAUCUGUCGGUGUUCCAGGAGAGGAUGGUGACAAAGGUGAGGUUGGAGAGCAUGGGCAUAAGGGCGCAAAGGGAGCAAAGGGAGAACAAGGUCCUCCUGGCCCACCUGGGCCGGUGGGUCCUCUUGGACAGCCUGGUGCUCCUGGUGCUGAUGGUGAAACAGGUGCCAGAGGUCAGCAAGGUGCAUUUGGUGCUAAAGGAGAUGAAGGAACAAGAGGAUUUCCUGGUCCUCCAGGCCCUAUUGGGCUACAGGGAUUGCCAGGAUCAGCAGGAGAGAAGGGUGAAACAGGAGAUGUCGGACCAUUGGGUCCUCCUGGACCUCCUGGACCCCGUGGCCCAGCAGGUCCUAAUGGUGCUGAUGGUCCUCAAGGUCCCCCUGGUGGUUUGGGUAACCCAGGUCCACGUGGGGAGAAGGGUGAACCUGGUGAAUCUGGACCAUCUGGUAUUGGUGGAGAGCCAGGAAAGAAGGGCCCAAGAGGAGAACGUGGUGAGAAAGGUGAGGCUGGACAGCCAGGUACACCUGGUCCUUCAGGUGGAAAGGGACCCAUUGGAGAUGAUGGACCUAAAGGAAACCCUGGUCCUGUCGGUUUCCCUGGUGAUCCUGGUCCUCCUGGAGAAGUUGGGCCUAGAGGCCAAGACGGAGCAAAGGGAGACCGAGGAGAAGCUGGUGAACAAGGAGAGACAGGUUCGCCAGGACCUCCUGGUGAAAACGGACCACCUGGCCCUACAGGGAAAAGAGGGCCACCAGGCACAAGAGGACCUGAAGGCCGUGAAGGAGAGAAGGGAAGCAAGGGAAAUUCAGGAGCUGUUGGGGCUCCAGGAAAGACAGGCGCUGUUGGGCCACAAGGUCCUCCUGGAAAGCCAGGAACAGAGGGUCUGAGAGGCCUGCCCGGUUCAGUGGGAGAACAAGGUGCUCCUGGCCUGACGGGUGAGAAAGGACCUCCUGGACCCAUAGGUCCUUCAGGUUUGGCAGGUCUACGUGGUGACUUUGGUGCUAAGGGUGAAAAGGGACAUACAGGUAUGAUUGGUCUGAUUGGACCUCCAGGUGAGCAGGGAGAAAAGGGAGACAGAGGAAUUCCUGGCCCUCAUGGAUCAACUGGGCCCAAGGGAGAAACUGGUGUGUCUGGUGGUACCGGCCCUCUGGGCCCUGCUGGUCCUGCUGGUUUUCCUGGCGAGAGGGGUAUUAAGGGAGUAAAGGGUACUAUGGGCGGAGCUGGUCCCAAAGGAGAGAAAGGUGUACAAGGGCCCCCCGGACCCCCUGGACCUCCUGGUGAUGUCAUCCAACCCAUGCCCAUUUCAGUCCCGAAAAAGUCAAAGCGUUCCAUCGAUGCCAGUAAGAUACUCUCUCAGAAUGAUGAGGAUUCCCCAGCUGAUGCCACAGGUGCCGGAUUUCUGACCGGCAAAGAAAACAUGGAGGAGAUUUUAGGCUCUCUGAACUCCCUUCAAGUUGAGAUUGAGAGCAUGCGUUUCCCACUUGGAACAAAGGAAAGCCCAGCCCGCACAUGCCAUGACCUCCAACUCGGUCAAUCAGAAUACAAAGAUGGUGAAUACUGGAUUGAUCCAAACCAGGGCUGUGCUCGAGACUCUUUUAAGGUUUACUGCAACUUUACAGCAGGUGGAGAGACAUGUCUCCAUCCUGGCAGAGAAGUGGAGAGUGUAAAGAUGAAGCAUUGGUCAAAGGAGAAGCCGGAGUCAUGGUACAGCCAGUUUGCUAAAGGAAGCAAGCUUUCUUAUGUGGAUGCAGACGGUAAGCCUGUGGGAGUGGUGCAGCUGGGAUUCCUGCGGUUGCUCAGCAUUCGGGCUCAUCAAAACUUCACCUAUCACUGCCACCACUCAGUGGCCUGGACUGAUAACACUGCUGCCAACAGAUAUCAGAGAGCACUGCGCUUCCUGGCUGCUAACGAAGAAGAGCUGAGUUAUGAGACCAGUCCCUAUAUCAAGGCACUCACUGAUGGCUGUUCUUAUCGCAAAGGUAAUGGUAGGACAAUUCUGGAGAUAAACACACCUCAAGUUGAGCAGCUUCCUCUCAUGGACAUCAAGAUCACAGACAUUGGGGAGACCAAUCAGAAGUUUGGUUUUGAAGUCGGACCUGUCUGUUUCCUGGGAUAAACUUACAGACAUGGCAAGAACA
Ictalurus furcatus (blue catfish) is the source of this 6087-nucleotide messenger RNA. It is a transcript of the gene col11a2, whose product is annotated as collagen, type XI, alpha 2. The transcript is spliced from 64 exons. Gene Ontology annotation, molecular function: extracellular matrix structural constituent; heparin binding. The record is from RefSeq and is a predicted model, not a curated record. Lineage: Eukaryota; Metazoa; Chordata; Actinopteri; Siluriformes; Ictaluridae. The coding region runs from base 879 to 6065 and encodes 1728 amino acids.